UCAAACGGACAGACUAUAACCACACUCUGAAAUAAUUUCGCAUUUUUAAGGAGCGGAGCCGAAAUAUUCGGCAGGCGGGCAAUACAAUAAAUCGGUCAUGGAAGCCGCGACAGUGAACUUGCACAGCCUGUUUGAUCAUCUGCGGGCACACGUGGAGGUCCUGAGCGAAGGCAUUGAGCCACAGUUCAUACAGAUGGCUCUGAACUUCGAGGAAUGUCGGCGCAAGUGGCUCAAGCUGGAGCAGGAGCUGGGGUCCUGCAAGGAGGUGCUGGCCAAGGCGGAGACGGAGCGCGGAGCCUUGGAAGUCAAGCUCAAGCACGCUCGCAACCAGGUGGAUGUUGAGAUCCGCAGACGUCAGAGGGCUGAAGCGGAUUGUGAAAAGCUGGACCGUCAGAUCCAGCUGAUCAGGGAGCUGCUGCUCACGGAGGGCUCCAGCAACAGCAUCCAUCUGAACGAGGAGCAGCGCUCGGCCCUGGCCUUCCUUAACGCCCGCUCACAGGCCUCCGCCAACCUCAACACCAGCCGACGAUUAACCACGAUCGAUGAGUCUGCCUCCAGCCUGUCAGACAUCAGUUACGACCAGACGAAUGACUCUUUGGACUGGGACUCGUCUCUGGUGAGGACAGUGAGGCUGAAGAAGAGACAGAAAAGACGCUCCUCCCGAAACCUCGUUGACGGCCCUCCUUGCGUUGCAAAGAGGUCUCGUUCUACAGGCCGCACUUCAGAGAAGGGGAAUGAGUCCAUUGUGGCAAAGACCACAUUGACUGUGCCUGCUGGUGGAGGUCCCAUUGAGGCUGUUUCCACUAUAGAGACCAUUCCCUAUUGGACUCGGAGCAGAAGAAAGACUGGUGAGGGGUCUAACUGGGACACCGAUCCUGUCCAGGAUGAGAAUGUGCUCAAGCCACUCAACAAGCCAGAGAGGGACAUUUUACCCGAGCCCAGCACCCCACAAGGCAACGGCGGAGUCCGUCUGCAUGAGUUUGUCUCCAAAACGGUAAUCAAGCCCGAGUCAUGCGUGCCCUGUGGGAAGCGCAUCAAGUUUGGCAAGCUCUCCCUGAAAUGUCGGGACUGCCGAGUGGUCACUCACCCUGAGUGUCGUGACCGAUGCCCCCUGCCAUGCAUCCCUACUCUCGGAGGCACCCCUGUCAAGAUCGGAGAGGGUACCCUGGCGGACUACGUUCCUGUCACUUCUCCCAUGAUUCCCUCCUUGGUGGUACACUGUGUCAAUGAGAUUGAACAGAGGGGCCUGCAUGAGACUGGAUUGUACCGGCUCUCUGGCGUGGACCGCACCGUGAAGGAGCUGAAGGAGAAGUUCCUGCGAGGGAAGACGGUCCCGCUGCUCAGCAAAGUGGAAGACAUUCAUGCCAUCUGCGGCCUCCUCAAGGACUUCCUCAGGAACCUCAAGGAGCCGCUGCUCACCUUCCGCCUCAACCGCAACUUCAUGGAGGCUGCAGAAAUUCAGGAUGAUGACAACAGCAUUGCCAUGAUGUACCAGACCAUCAGUGAUCUGCCUCAGGCCAAUAGGGACACCCUGGCCUUCUUGAUGAUUCAUCUCCAGAGGGUUGCACAGAGUUCGGACACAAAGAUGGACAUCACCAACCUGGCUCGAGUGUUUGGGCCAACCUUAGUUGGCCAUGCAGUGCCUGACCCAGACCCAAUGACCAUUCUGCAGGACACGAAGCGACAGCCCAAGGUGAUUGAGCGUCUCUUGGGCCUCCCAUUGGAGUACUGGAGCCAGUUCAUGAUGGUGGAAAAUGACCAUGCCCACCCCAACCACAUGAUCAUCGAGAACGCCAACUGCUACGCAACCCCCGAGCAUAAAGUGAGCAUGCUGGGUCCCCUGACCACUCCAGAGCACCAAAUGAACAAAACUCCCUCCUCCAGCUCCCUGUCUCAGCGCAUGAAGUCAACCCUGAGCAGGAACACUCCUAAAUUUGGAAGUAAAAGCAAGUCUGCAGUUGCUUUGGGUCAGCAACGCACCUUCUUCUCUCCGAUCGUGUAG
Molecule: messenger RNA, 2002 nt
Organism: Megalops cyprinoides (Indo-Pacific tarpon)
Lineage: Eukaryota; Metazoa; Chordata; Actinopteri; Elopiformes; Megalopidae
Gene: racgap1
Product: Rac GTPase activating protein 1
Exons: 17
Coding region: 98-2002 (634 amino acids)
Biological process (GO): signal transduction
Source: RefSeq, a predicted model, not a curated record